Messenger RNA from Musca domestica (house fly), 909 nucleotides. RefSeq lists its product as uncharacterized. The coding region runs from base 102 to 740 and encodes 212 amino acids. The record is from RefSeq and is a predicted model, not a curated record. NCBI's taxonomy places the organism in Eukaryota, Metazoa, Arthropoda, Insecta, Diptera, Muscidae. The transcript has 3 exons.
UCUACGAACCCCUAUUCAGUCACAGCACAGAAAUCAUUUCAUCGAAGCGGGACAUUUUCAAUUGCUGUUGAAGAAGAAAUUGAUUGGCGCAAAUACACAAAAUGGCGAACUACAAGACCGAUUUUCAAAUAAAUAAUGAAAACCAAAAUACUUUCCAUGCCUCCAAAAAUAUUAUGGACAAUGCUCGCAAGCAUACUAUUAAGAAGCAAGCAUUUGGUGAGCUAAAAAAUGUCAUACACAAUCAAUUGCAACCCAAGUCUUUGAAAUUUGACGAAGUGCGUAUUAACAAGCCCCAGAAAUGUACCGAGCUUCGUCCAACAAUUCAAAAGCAACCAAUCAAGUCUCUAAAGCAAACUCCCAAAGUAAAAUCCAAACAAUGUGAUGAAGCUGAGAUAGAAUUGUUGGACUAUUUUGAUUUUGCUCCCAGCUGUUGUGCUAAGCCCCACAAAGGUGAUCGUCAAAUAUGGUACGAAAAUAUUUUUGAUGAUUCCAUGAUUGACAAUCUUAUACAAAGUGCAUAUGGCGAUACCGAAGAGGAGGAAGUAUGUGACAAAAAUGAGAACUUAAAAUAUUGUGAUUCAGAUGAUUCUGGUUGUGAGGAUCUUCUUGAUUUCGGCUGGUCCAAAUGGGAGUGUGGUCUAGAAAAAGAUAUGAAGCCUGAACACCAGAUGCCUCCGCCCUCAUUAAUGGACUUGCCACCCUCAAUGAUGGAUGAUUUACCCGACUUUGGUGAAUUCUAAAAGCGUGGAGAUACAUUUUUAUUAUUUAUUUAUCUAUCUAUUGUAUACCUAUGUGUAGUUCAUAUCCAUUUGUCUGACAAAUUUGUUGGAUUUUUCAUUUUUAUUGUAUUUCAUUUUUUAUCCAAUUUAAAUUUGCUAAAAUACAUUUAAUUUUAUUAAUAUUAGCAUA